UCUCUGCACGAUUGCCCACUAAGUCACACACUCCACACUCAGGUGGUCGCGACGCGUUCUCCAGAGAUCACUGUACCUGCACCAAGGACCCAUCGCACAGGACUAUGAAGGACCAUUUCGGUGUCCUGGCAGUCGCGCUGCUGAUCGCGACUGUCGGCGCUCAGGAUGCCUCAUCCAACUACCUCCUCUCCGGUCACUCAUCCCCGAUGAGCAGUAGUCUGGCCCACCAGUUCUUCAAUUUGGCCUCCCAGCAUGCCCAACUGGCCAAUCAGACUGGCACCCAGAUGAGCCGAAUCUCGAGGGAAGGACCCUACGAUGACGACCAGUGCGAUCGGGAUAUUAACCGCAUACGGGAUGCCAUCGACAAUUUGGAGGAAUGGGCUCUGGAAUUUCCGGACACAUGGGGUCGUAUGCCCAUGGGUCUCUUCUGGGGUCACACGAUCAGCAUGGGUCAGUACGAGGAGUGCGUAGCGGCGUCCACUACCUACGGCGAUGAGAUCCGUGGACAGUACUGCUUGGCGCGCCUGAACAUCACCACGUUCUAUGAUUCGGUGAAGAAACGCGGAGAAGAGUUCACUCGUAUUAGCUAUAAACAAACGGAUCCGGAGUUCUUCGAGCUGGGCAUCUGCAUUCCCUCGACAUGCAGUCCACAGAAGAGCGAUAAAUUGCUCAAGUACGUUGUUUCCCACUUUUAUGGUCAGGAUGUGACCCAGUCGACGUUUGAAAUGGUCACGGAAACGCGCUGUAAAUACGAUGCACCCAUCGAGCUACGCGGCAUUGACAUCUUUGCCAUCAUCUUCUUCUCGACGAUCGUCUUCUUUAUGGUGGCCAGCAGUGUCUACGAUUACAUUCAGACCCGCAACAAAGCCCCCAAGAAACCACUGCUGGUGGCCUUUUCCGUACUGACCAACGCCCCCAAGAUCUUCACCGUGAAAAAGGUGAACAAUCCGAAUGUGAUUCACUGCCUUAACGGACUGCGUUGCUUCAGUAUGAUGUGGGUGGUCUUCGGCCAUGGCUACAUGACCAUCUACGAUCUGCCGCACAUCAACAGGAACGCCUUCUACACCUGGUUGGAGACCCCCUAUUCGAUGUUGGUCCAGAACGGCUCCCUUUGCGUGGACACGUUCUUCUUCAUGUCCGGAUUGCUAAUGUGCUGGGGUGCCUUCCGCGAAUUGGAGCGCACCAAGGGCAAACUGAACAUCCCCAUGAUGUACUUCCAUCGGUAUAUCCGACUCACUCCAGUGGUGGCCGUCGUCGUCCUCUACAUUAUGUCGCUCUACAAGUACUCGGGCGCCGGACCCAUGUGGUUCAAGCUGGGCACCCAGGACAAAAGGUGCGAAGACACCUGGUGGGCCACCCUCAUCUACAUCCAGAACUACGCCUUCCCCUACAGCAUUUGCAUCUCUCAAUCGUGGUACUUGGCCGUGGAUACCCAGCUCUACUUCCUGUCGCCGCUGUUCCUGAUUCCGCUGUGGAAAUGGGGCAAGAAGGCCUUGGUGCCCAUCGUGAUCUUCCUGAUUAUUUGCCUGGGCGGCACGUUCGCCACCUUCAUGCUGAAUGACUUUACGCUAUUCCGAGUGCAGGACGAUCAUGUGGAUCUGCGUCAGCGAUUGACCUACUAUCCCACCCAUACGCGCAUUCCCACCUGGCUGAUUGGCGUGAUCUUUGGCUACUUCCUGUUCACCAGGAACCGCGGACGUCAGAUUCCGAUGACCAAGCCCCUGGUGCUGACCGGUUGGUUUGUGGCCUGUGGAACGAUGCUGGCCUGCAUGUGGGGACCCUACUGGCGCAUUCUGCCGGACACUCCCGACUCCCCGCUCAUUGAGGGCGCCUUCUUCGAGCCACUGAGCAGGACGUCGUGGGCCUUAGCCAUCGGCUGGAUCGUCUGGGCCUGCUACAAUGGGCACGGUGGCCUGGUCAAUGACUUCCUCUCCUGGAGCUUCUUCACCGGCUUCAGUCGACUCACCUACUGCAUGUAUGUGAUCCAUCGCAUUGUUCAGCUGGUCAAUGCCGCUCGUCUCCAGACGGACACCCACUUCUCCAACUACGAUGCGAUCCUCCGCUGGUGGCAUGACUUCGGCAUCACCCUGACCGCCUCAAUCUUUGCAACUCUGGCCUUCGAGGCACCCAUUUUGGGCAUCGAGAAGGCCAUUUUCGGCAAGCCGGCGCCUAAGAAGCCCACUCCUGGCGAGCUGGCCAAAACUGCCCCGGUGGCAGAUGCUCCAGCUCCAGCUCCAGCACCUACUUCUGCCACUGAUCCUGCUCCUGUUGAAACCAAGGCGGAAAUAACACCCACUUCCAGCAGCGAAGAGAAUCCAUCCAAGGCCUAGGCUCCAAAGCCUCGAAACGAUUUUUUUUUUCCCCAUACGAAACCAUUUUUUGUGUGUAGUUAGUUUUAUUUAUUAAAAAUUUUUAACAAUCAAUCGGAAAA
Drosophila gunungcola (fruit fly) is the source of this 2431-nucleotide messenger RNA. RefSeq names its product nose resistant to fluoxetine protein 6. The transcript has 6 exons. Lineage: Eukaryota; Metazoa; Arthropoda; Insecta; Diptera; Drosophilidae. Gene Ontology annotation, molecular function: acyltransferase activity, transferring groups other than amino-acyl groups. The coding region runs from base 105 to 2330 and encodes 741 amino acids. The record is from RefSeq and is a predicted model, not a curated record.